Molecule: messenger RNA, 6420 nt
Organism: Rhipicephalus sanguineus (brown dog tick)
Lineage: Eukaryota; Metazoa; Arthropoda; Arachnida; Ixodida; Ixodidae
Product: synaptotagmin-15
Exons: 10
Coding region: 207-1673 (488 amino acids)
Biological process (GO): cellular response to calcium ion; regulation of dopamine secretion; regulation of calcium ion-dependent exocytosis
Cellular component (GO): membrane
Molecular function (GO): syntaxin binding; calcium-dependent phospholipid binding; phosphatidylserine binding
Source: RefSeq, a predicted model, not a curated record
AAAGUAAACGGCAGGGGCGGGUGGGUGCCUUGCGCGCGAAAUACGCGUGCAAACACGCUCGCGGCGGCGGCGCCGCCGGAGGCCGGCGCUCGUGGCUUCCCCGGGCCGGAACCCCGCGGCGCUGUCGUCGAUAGGCGGCUGCGCGUGCUCCGCCGGCGGCCGCCGCCAGUCUGGGCCGUCGCUGAAGAAGAGUUGGCGGCUGCGCCAUGGACGAGCUACAGCGUGCACCCUCUUCGCCGUCCCAGGUCGAGAGCGCACCGGCCGUCCAGGUCUCGGCCAGCGUCGAACACGGCCCUGCUGGCGGUCUCCUGCAGAGCGCGGCGCUGCCGGGUGCCCUGGCCGCGGCUGCCGCCUGCCUGCUGCUGGCGCUGAGCGUGGCCUGCCUGUUGCAGCGUCGCCGGCGCAAGACGGACGACCAGCCAGCCACCGACCAGGGCGCCUACGAGCGCCUGGACUGCAGCCGCUCGCCCAGGGUGUCCAUUUCGGUGGCCGGUCCAAACGACCGCACGCCCUCACCCACGUCCCGACGCAGUCUGCGCCGUGGCACCAACGAGCCGAACUUCUAUGGCGGCUGCAUAGCACAAGAGCGUCCGAUCGACUUCGUGGUGCCCACGCUGGCCGGAUCAUCCCUGUGCGGCUCCGCUGCCAGCCUCGUGUCAGACGCCAGUUCGACCGUCGCUGAACCUAUUGGCCCACCCUGCUCGUCCCCCGGUGACCCUGGACCCGUUUCACUGCUGCCCGUCUCCACUUCGCUGCUGGGUGGCCUGAACCCCGAGCUGUACCGCGUGACGGCGGACGACGGCGCCGACGACGGCGAAGAGCGCAGCUUCCCGGAGAGCCACCGUGGCCGCAUUUGGUUUUCGCUGCAGUACGAGGACCCCCGCGAGAGCCUCGAGCUGCGCGUGAUCAAGGCACGCAACCUGCCCUCGCGCGUCUGCGGAUCAGUCAACUGCUGCGACCCUUUCGUCAGAAUUCAAAUACUACCUGACGAACGGAGAUAUCAGCAGACGAAAUUUAAGAAGAAAACUUGCAAUCCUGUCUUCGACGAGACCUACAUAUUCCAGAUACCUGCCAAGGCCCUAUCGGAGCGAAUACUCAAACUGACGGUGCUGGAUAACGACCGUGGCAAGCGACAUAACGUCAUCGGACACGUGCUCUUCCCUCUUCGUGAUCUGGAUCCACUCUCCGGUGAACGCAUCGUGGCCUGGAGAGACCUGGAAACGACAGUCGAUCUGGCGCCACCGGACCAAGGGGAACUGUUGCUGGGCCUUUGCUACAAGGCCGGCCUCGAGAGGCUCACCGUCACCGUGAUGGAGGCCCGUGGCCUCGUCUCGCCUCCGGAGAUGGGAAACCAAGCCUCACUCGACACGCAGGUGAAGGUGACUUUCCUGCUGGAGAACAAAGUGGUCAAAAGCAAGAAGACGUCUGUGGUCAAGCGAACAACGGAACCCAAGUUUAUGGAGUCAUUUGCGUUCCGCCUGACACCUGCAGGGCUCAGUGCUGCCAGUGUCAUUCUCAAGCUCACCUGCCUGGCACCACCAUACAAAGACCGAUGCCUGGGACGCGUCGUCCUCGGAUCGUUCAUGUUCGCCCGUGGCCUGGCGCAGCAACACUGGACUGACGCAAUGGCCGCAGCGCCCAAGCAGAUCAACCGUUGGCACCGACUCUCCUGAAUGGGGCCGCGCCCCCCUGUUCCCCCAACUCCCAUCCCCGACGAUGCCACUGCAGGCAGAUUUGGCGACGGAUCGCCAUCGUGGAUGCUGUCACGCGCCAGAGAGGCCCUACUGGAUGCGUGCUGAAGCAGCGCUCUCAUGUAGUGCCAUCUGAAUUUGUUUGUGACCUGCUUUCAGUGUAACAACAUGGUGCUGUGCGGUCCCUUCUUAACCUCUUCUAGUAUUCCGUCGUAUGUGUGGGUUGUCUGUUUAAAGGUGGUCUGUAGUACAGGAGAAAGAACCAGCCAGUAUUGUUCUGUGUUAUCGCGAAAGCUCCAUUCCUCUAUGUGCGCGCACAUUCCCGACAACCACAUUCCAUAGCGUGAAGCACGCCUCACACGUCCUCUGCGUAUUGGGGCGUUCUUACAACGCCAGUGCAAUAUGACUGUCAGAAUAUUAACAGAACAUGCUAUGACAAUUGCCAUAUAUUGUGUUACAACAGAUUUUGAUUGCUUCUAAAGGUAUUCAAGAGUCCCAAAAUCUACACAGACACACAGUAUUUUUGGGGGGUAUAGCACCUCGACAUAUCUUUUCGUGCCUAUGAUAACUACGAAAUGUGGUGGAGAAUGUUGAGGUUCCGACAGAAAAAAGUAACAUAGUAAUGUCAGAAGCGAAAGCGAUGUUUUGGUGAUCUUCGAGGCUAUACAUACAAUACGAAAUUGUAGUCAGAUAGGCAAACGAGCGUUCACUAUCAGCAUAUUUUUCUACAGCUGCUUGUUGAGGCUCUGACUUCGUACGAAGUCCUUCUUGCUGCCUCUGCAGUUGCUGCUCUUGCUGCUCUUGCUACCCCUUAACUAACUCUUGUAAGUAUACUGCUGUGUCAAUUCGUUACGCAACGCCUUCGAAAAGGAUUUGUCAGACUUCUCUUCAAACGUCGACAACCGCAUCUCACGAGCCUAAGUGGUGCUUACAAUCGGACGCAAUCUUGAGAUAAUCUCUAAGUUGAAUGGCUGCAACAGGUGCUCACGAUUAAAAAAAAAAAGAAACAUGUUGUCACUUGCUCAAACAAAUGAGCUAGGACACUACUUGAUUUAUUCACUCCACAAACAGUUAUUUUUGUGCGUGUGUAUGUAAUCAUAGCGUGACAAUGGUACAUUUCAACGACCUUCGUGCAGCUUCUGUAAUGACAGAAGAAAUAUUUAAGUUACCAUCAGACACAAAAGCAUUUUUUUUUACAAAGCACGAUUUACACUCGACGGUAUCAAUCCUGCCAUCGAUAUCGCCGCGUUAAGAAAGCACGUUGAAAAACGCGAAGAUCUGCCGAAAACAGUACUGACAUUAAAUAACGUUUCGGCUGCCAUAUACAGGAGUGUUCGAACGAAUCGGCGUCGGCCACUCGUGGUAGCGAACGUAAUAUCAGCGGAAGCACUUCGACAAUGAGAAGCACUUUUUUCGAAAGAAGGAAAUAAUUUUGUUGUGGUUGGUGAGAGCAUAUGUGCGUACAUGUCUCACAUGAACAAAACCGGCAAACGGCGGUGCACGUGAGCGAUCUGGUGAGAAACAAAGACCGCGCGGCUGACUUGGCUUGGCACGCUUUCCCCUUUAUUUUUGGCAUUCGCGCACACCACCUGUUACCUGGCAAGUAUGGUCGAUCAUCCUGGACGCCGCGAACACAAAGGAAACUUGCCUCUUUGCGACGUGCCAAUUUGAUGAAAAAAUAAGCAGCAAGGUUUCGCUCUAAUUCAACGUGCAAGCAGCGGGGGCGUGUGUUUUCAAGGAAAAGACCGAACAAACAGAAAAAAAAUCUACGGAUGACAGUAAUAAGGCUGGCAGAUGUGUACACUUCUGGAGUGGUGUAUCUAGAUUAUAUACGUAUUUCUGAAUGUGUAUACGCACAAGGACAAUGAUUGCAUCAAAUAUUAUGCAGAAAUUACUAUCUGUGCUUAGAUAGAGUAUUAGGUUGUUUGCAUAAUUUGCGUUACUGCUCUUAUGGAUGCCCCCUCGGGCUGUUUGCUAAGGUCACAAUUAAAAAGAUGCUGAUUACUCGAAUUUCGACUCCCACCAGGCUCCAUUUCAUACAUAAUGGGAUACGCUGUGAUGACCAGCAAGACUUCCUGCAUAGCUGCUUUCGCACGAUGACGUAGUUCGCUGUUUUUCACGAGCUAUUACGUCGGAUUGAUUUUUUUUUCAUUUAGGCUGAAUAAUACACGGCAAAAUAUCUACACCUUAAAAACGAACAAACUGUGUUAUACCACUUUUAAUAUGUUGUUUUAGAUUAUUCUGGCGUGUCAUUAUUUUUUCUUAGCGUUUCUGUUUUUUCUUGUAUCAGACCUUGACGUGCUGGUUCGCGCAUCGUUCACACGAACACGUGUGACCGCGAAACCUGCGUAACUUCGACGGCGGUGCACGCAAAGCAUGAAAUUGAGUAUAGUAAGGUUCGAAAUUCGACGCCUAAUUUCUGUGUAGCACGGCCAGUGAAGAUGGCGAGGUGAUUGCGAGUGAUACUUUAUGCCAGCAAAAAUGAUCAAGCUGUAAUACGCCUCAAUUAAGUUCAACCAGCUCGUGUGCAAGAGCAUCCAGAGGUCCGUUUUAUCGGCACAGUAUUGUCUUUAGCUGAGCAGCUGCAAUAUUAAGGAGUACGCAUCUCCCGCUAUGUAGCGUCUGAUUUCUUUUUUUUUUUGUUAGCAGAGAAUUCGCGACACCUACAGUUCUUGUUUUAUAGACACGGGCGAUCUCGUUCGGGUAUCUUUACUGUCUCAUCUUUGCAAAAGCGACGUCACUUCCACGACUUUCUACGUCCGUGAGAUACUACUGCUUCUGGGAGAAAAGUAAAAAUUACAAUCGCUUGGCGACGAUCCAAGAAGCGCCGACCCCUUCAGCCUUCUCACUGUUAUGAAACGAAUGCAGCGCCGGUAAGAGCGCGCCAACGAAGAAGUAGGGCGGGAAGAUAAGGGAGCGCGCGCGGACGAUAGAGUCACCGGAGCAGAGGCAGAGAGAAAUAUUCUUUGGGCGCUUAUUCUUUGGAACAUAUCAUGCAGCGCAUUAAGGAGUGUCUGAUAAGAGAGUGCCGACAGUGACAUCUAUUCUGCUGAGGCGUUCCACUAAGCACAGGGGCGUCGGCAAGGGAGCGCGACACUUUUCCCGGUAUAUGCCUGGCAGCGAUAGCGACGGCGCAUUGUUCACGUCAACUGUUCAUCGCAAUUUCUCUUCGCGAACAUCUGGCCUCUCUAGUCGUUCAAACAAUAUGCAUGAAUUCAAUUCCGUGGUUAAUAAUAUGAUUAAUGAGAAAAGACUAGCUAUCAACUGAUAUGACAUGACAAAUUUAUAAAACACUUCCAUUCAGGUUACGCAUAAAUAUAUUUUAUUUUAUUUGCUCUCACUUAUUCAACUGAGAGCAGGCUGACUGUCCGAGCUUGCAGAGCAUUAGAAAGGCGGUGGUGCCUUACUUUGGUCGCAAAUACAACCCCUUUUCAUUCAACUUGAAAGCUUUCUUUCCAAGUAAAUACGAUUAAAUUUUUCUUUUGGAGGUUCUUCCUACACUCUCGUAUAUACAUAUAUUCUGGUGUGCACAUUCUUGCUAGCCUCAAAAGCAUAAAGAAGCUCUAGACGCGCCACAGCGUGGACGCGUGUAUCUCCAUGCUGCUAGGUGUCAGCAGCCAAUACAGUGCCAGAGAAAGCCUUGUGCCUCUCUUGUCCCGUGCAUCUGUAAACCUGUCACCGCCAGGUGUUAUUAUUGGGUGGCAUUUCGCCUCAUGUUAAAAGUAACAAUAUCUUGCAACACUGCAAUGUGAUCAGUCGUGACCAAAUUCAGCCUUCGUUUCGUCUCCCAUAAUUCAACGCUACAAAGUUAACUUCUGUAGGUGGGUUUGUUUCAGUGAGUCGCAUUUCAGCCUAAAGUUUCAAGAGCUUAAAAUUUUCAAAACACUGGCGAGUAGACUGGCGAAUAAGCUGCUUCAGUUAGCAUUUAUAGUCAUCUUGCAAGUGGUUUCGUGUGUUCUAUUACUGCGCAUGUACGGUAGCUUUGAGCAAUAGCUAUUUUAUCUGAUUAGUCAUCACGGGCAUCCUUGUAUUGUGCGUACUUGUAUCCAUGAACCCCCUCCAACAAAAUACCAUAUACAGAUUUUCUGACUAUCUUGUUGGACACUUAGGCGUAUUCUUUCUGAGACUACGACAGUGCCGUACAAAAUUGAGAGAAUAAACUCGUGUAAUAAAACUGUUGCCUCUUAUCGUGCAAAAGGCUUCCAAUUAAAAUAUAGGAACCAGUAUAACAGAUACAUAUUUUUGUGAUCGUUGUGAUGCCAGCACUGAUUGACCUCCAAGCAACCAAAAGGCCGGAGUAAGGUUGUGCUCACUGUAAAAAGCGUGAAAGGUGUGCCUCAGAAAAAACCAGUGCACCUUGGAUGAUUGCCUCUCAGCUUGCGUGCAGGAACGGUGGGAGGAUAAGUGAGGGGCGAAGUGUGCGGCAAAUUAGCAGCUAGGCAUUGCAUAAUGAACAUUUAUAUAACGAGAUCUUCCUCCGGCCUCUGACCUUGCUUGCAGGCGACUGCUUUCCAACCUUUGCGCACUAAUGCACUGCGAUGUAGCACAAAGUAUCACCAGUGAAAUGUAAAUAUUUAAGAUGUUUAACAUUACUGCUACCGAUUUAUGCUGUGGACACUGUUUUGGCUCGUUAUAUUGAAAACUGCAUCUGCACUUUCGGAAAUAACUCUUCAUAUUACCUCAAUGCCUUGUAUUAUCGCCCAUCCAAAUAAAAGCAAUGAAAGGAAAA